Lactuca sativa (garden lettuce) is the source of this 397-nucleotide messenger RNA. RefSeq lists its product as uncharacterized. The record is from RefSeq and is a predicted model, not a curated record. Lineage: Eukaryota; Viridiplantae; Streptophyta; Magnoliopsida; Asterales; Asteraceae.
CAUAAUCUUUUCCUUCUUAAUUUCCUAUAUUUAUAUAAACAAACAAACCUUAAUCCUACCGAAAACAUGAGCAACAACCAGAACGCAAGUUUCCAAGCUGGUCAAGCCAAAGGCCAAGUCGAGGAGAAAGGCAACCAAUUGAUGGAUAAAGCUAGUUCAGCUGCCCAAUCUGCCAAAGAAACAGUGCAAGAGGCUGGUUCACAAGUGCAGAUGAAGGCAUCAGAAGCAGCUGAUGCAGUGAAGGAUGCAACCGGGAUGAACAAAUAAGCCUAGAACGACUCUUAUUUUACUUUUUUUUAAUUGCUACAUUUUUUUAUUUUUAUUGUUUAUCAUUGAAUGAUUAACAUUUUAUUAUAAUAAAGCAAAAUAAAAUAGUUAUCGGUUGAGUUUAUAAUUA